Molecule: messenger RNA, 2873 nt
Organism: Chaetomium fimeti
Lineage: Eukaryota; Fungi; Ascomycota; Sordariomycetes; Sordariales; Chaetomiaceae
Exons: 5
Coding region: 203-2554 (783 amino acids)
Biological process (GO): regulation of DNA-templated transcription; DNA-templated transcription
Molecular function (GO): zinc ion binding; DNA-binding transcription factor activity, RNA polymerase II-specific; DNA binding
Source: RefSeq, a predicted model, not a curated record
AACCGGGCCUUGGGCAGUCUGAGGUGAGAGGAAAGAAUCGCUUCGCAACUCCUUCCCACGUAAUCCAAAUCCAUGUGAUGGUCAUUGAGUCUUUCCAGUUCAACUCGAACACUUGGGUGAUGACUCCUCCCCCCAAUUCCCCACCCUCUCGUUUGGCGAACACCAGCACUCCCAAAGGUACAUACCGCAGCAGUUGGUCCCAAUGUCGUUGCUGAGUGACGCUGGGGCCAGCGAAGUUGUUCCAGAUCCCCCUCAAGCGCGUCCCAGCCCCAGCGCCAGUCGACGACGGGAAAAGCCACAACUGUCAUGCAACCUCUGUCGACGUCGAAAGCUACGAUGCGACCGCCAACAGCCAUGUUCAACCUGCUCCUCACGGGGCCUUGCGUGCACCUACGCUGACAAUUAUGCCACCGCCUUAUCCCUGCCCAAGCCGGCAGCUAUGCACGACCGCAUCGUUCAGCUUGAACGCCUUGUCAUGUCUCUCAUGCCACGCCCUGGCCUUAGCUCCAUGUCCGGCCCCUCUCCGGACCCCGGCCCCACUCCCGACCUGGGCCCCGGUCUCAGCCCGGUACCCGGUGCCAAUCCGGUGCCUCACGCCAUGACCACUCCCGCCGAGACAGCGCCCUCGGCCAUGGAAGUAACUACGCCCAUGGAAGUGGGAUCUGAAUGCGGGAGCAUGCGCAUGAGUGCCUCCGAGCUACGCUACGUCAGCGGUGACCACUGGACAGCCAUCCUAGACGGGAUUGCCGAUCUCAAGGAUCACUUCGACCAAGAAGAACGGUUCCGGUUAGCCCAGGACGACCACGACACCGUUCCCGGCGAUGCAACAAGCGGCCUCCUGGGACCUCGCUCCACUCCCACACUUCUUCUUUACGGUUGUCGCUUACCAAGCUCGCGCGCUGAGAUCCUCGCCGCCUUGCCGCCAAAGAGUGCUGUCGACCGGUACAUAUCUCGCUACUUCAACCGCUUGGACCUAGUUCACUCCAUUAUCCAUGGCCCCAGCUUUCUUCGAGAGUACGAGGCAUUCUGGACCAACAUAACAAGCGUCCCAGUCGUAUGGGUUGGUCUCCUUUUCAGCAUGAUCUCCCUCGCCCUGCUUGCGUCGGAUGCCUCCGACACCGCCCAUGGUGACCCGGAGCAUCGGUCCGCCCAAAUCGACCUCUACCGCGAAAAGACAGUACAGUGCCUCGUAAUUGGCGAAUACACCAAGUCCGGCCCAUACGUCCUAGAAACGGUAAUCCAUUACGUCUACAUCGAACUAAUCCUCCGAGGCGACGCCGACAAAGAUAUCUGGUUUUUAUUUGCCCUCGAGGUGAAUCUAGCUAUGCGUAUGGGCUAUCACCGUGAUCCCAGCCAUUUCCCCGGCAUUUCUCCACUUCAAAGCGAGAUCAGGCGGAGACUAUGGGCUACCGUCCUCCAGGGUGAUAUACUCAUUUCGGCGCAGAUGGGGAUGCCGCGCAUGAUCUCAGACUCGAAAUGGGAUACGGCAGAGCCACGCAAUCUCAGCGACACCGACUUCGACGAGAACACAGCCGAGUUGCCCCCACCCCGCCCCGAGACUGAACUCACACCGGUCCUUGGUAUCAUUGCGAGGAGGAGAAUGUUUGUGGCCCUCGGUGCAAUAUCCGAUGUCACUUCUGCCGCCCAACCGUGUGGCUAUUCAGAGGUUAUGCGGGUCGACGGCAUUCUACAGCAGGCAGCUACUGCCAUCCCCCCGCCACUGAAGCCUAAGCCCUUGGCCAUUAGCGUUACGGACACCCCCGAAGUUAUCAUGGCCCGCCUGUUCAUUACGCACCUGUUCCACAAGGGGCAAAUCAUGCUUCACCGCCGCUUCCUCUACUUGGACUCCCCUUCUCCCGACGAGGACAUCUUCGCCUACUCCCGCACUGCCUGUCUAGACGCGUCGAUAGGCGCUCUUCAGAUUCAACAUAUUCUCGAUGAAGAGACCGGCCCCGGAGGGCAGCUGUACACGAUGCGCUGGCGUGUUUCUUCCAUAAUGAACCACACGUUUCUGACCGCGACCAUGGUGUUGUGUUCCAUGUUACACCGCGGCCGGACGCUGCAGCGAGAAGAUGAGAUUCUGCGGGCACUUAGGAGAACGAGGACCAUCUGGAUGCGCGCCAGCUCGGGCUCCCGGGAGGCGAAGAAGGCAGCCGAGACGGUGAGCAUCGUCCUUGCGAGGGCGGGAGAAGGUCGCGGUUCCCCGGAGCAUCAAUAUGGGAACACAGCUCAAAAUGAUGAGCAGGGUGGUGGGGCUAUGUCUCUGCAUCAAGGCACCCAGGGUACCAUGACGGCCGAUUAUGUCUCUACCGACGGUAGCCAUCCUGGGAGGGCCGGAAUCCAUGGGCAAGAUAUGCUGCGGCAAGACAGCACAAGCUUGGGAAGUACUGCUUUUGAUCCGGAUAGAUUCGUUAUGCCGAGUCUCUUGGGGACUUUCACGCCUCCGGAUGCCCAGGGACAGACAAUUAACUUCAAUUACAGCCCCGGGCUGGAUGGUAUGGGUAUCUCAUUGGAUGAAUGGAUUCAAACGAACAAUAGGUUUACGGCACCAUAGUAGGGGUGAUGGACUUGGUUUACGGAUUACUUUUCUGCCUCUCUCUGGUGCUUGAGCUUCUUUGGCGGGAAACAAAACACAAAGGGCUUUUGACUUUUGCUUUGAGUGUGCCCUGCAGUGAUGGCGUGCGGCAGAAGGAUUUUGUUGGUAACAUAAGAGGAGAAUGCCGCCCCCAAGCGUCUCCCUUUAACCAUCGUCAGGUCUCAACGGGGAGAUCGUCUCGAGGGAAUUAAUUACCUACCCUUGCCGGACCGAGUCCUAGCGCUAAUAUACCCCUACUUGGGUGGGUGAAAUACUUGAGUGGGGGAUUUGUCGUGAG